Messenger RNA from Python bivittatus (Burmese python), 432 nucleotides. Lineage: Eukaryota; Metazoa; Chordata; Lepidosauria; Squamata; Pythonidae. The record is from RefSeq and is a predicted model, not a curated record.
AUGGCUUUCUGUGGACCACCCUGCCCCCUCCCACCCUGCCCCAUCCCAUCCUGCGCCAUCCCAUCCUGUGCCUCCUGCCCAUCGGUUGGAUUUGGACCUGGUGGUUUGGGGGGACUGGCCUCCAGAAGCUUUGGUCUCCCCUCGGGUCAGCCUGCAAGCAGCCUGGGCACCCUGGAAGGCGUGACCCCUUCCUGCAUCAACCAGAUCCCAGCAGCUGAGGUGGUGAUCCAGCCUCCUCCUGUCAUCGUGACCCUCCCUGGUCCCAUCCUCUCUGCCAGCUGUGACCCCGUCGCCGUCGGAGGCAACACGCCAUGUGCCGCUGGAGGUUACGGCCAAGGGUUGCCCACCGGUCUUCUCGGAGGUGGAUCUCGACAGGGGAGCCGUUACAGAUUUGUCGGUAACAGGGGCAGCAUUUGCUACAUCCCCUGUUAA